This is a messenger RNA of Apis florea (little honeybee), 3495 nucleotides long. RefSeq names its product protein bicaudal C (gene BicC). Gene Ontology annotation, molecular function: RNA binding; protein binding. Lineage: Eukaryota; Metazoa; Arthropoda; Insecta; Hymenoptera; Apidae. The record is from RefSeq and is a predicted model, not a curated record. Gene Ontology annotation, cellular component: cytoplasm.
GGUGCGUGGUUGGAGUGUAGUUGUGGUCGGGUCGCGUUGCUCGGGUCGUUUCUGUUCUGUCGUUUCUGCCGAGACUGCUGGGUGAGAGGGAGAGACGGAACCACAAAGGAACAGAGAGGGCUAGAGUCGCGACAGCGACGAGUGGGAGGCAGUUCACCGAGCCGUCCCGUUACAUUAUCUGCUGUUAGUCAGUCAGUCGUGCCAGUGAUCCGGACGCGGUAAAAACGAGAGAGACGACGACGUGGCCGUUCCGGAAAAGAUCGUUUCGAGACAGCCGGUCACCGUGAAAAUCACCCGCAGAGUGUUUCGUAUAAUCUCGUCGUCUUCCUCGAUCGUAAUUUCUUUUCUAAACUGUAGCGAAUUAAUAAAUAUACUCGAAAAAAAUAAUAAGUAAAAUAUACUUAUCGUUAUACAAACGUUGUUACCAAACGCUGUGAAACGUUUACUGCGAAACGUGUGUGCGAAAAGUGCGCGCGAAUAUUGGCUCGAUUAGCCGGCAGCCGAUCCAAAGAACGAGCUGAGUCCCCGAUCGAUUCGAUUUCUCGUUAGAUUUCGAUUAGGAUCGCUAUUAUUUUCAUUUUGAACCAAAGAGGAAAAUAGCAGAAGAAUUUUUAGUGGUAAAAAGUUGGAAGGAGAAAUUGUCGAUCGUCAUCGAUGUAUCAACUCGACGAUUCAUCGAUCACUCGUAUCGAAUAGCAGCGAUGAAGUGAACGGAUAACGCGGCGGGACGUUCCGCGGUUCCCGACAGUCGUGGCAGUGAAAGUACGUCACCCGGAGCUGUCUCCGCUUAUUCGAGAUUCUUUCUAUCAGAGCGGGUUUCCUCGACAUCAAAGAGAUCGGGUGACGAUCAUGCUUCUCGCUUAACAUUUCGCAUACGUACACCGUGUACGAACAGUGGCCGUGAUAAAAGUGUCCUCUUCUUUCUUCCGUGUUCCGUUUCGUGUUCCUUUCUUUUUUUUUUUUUUUUUUUUUUGUCCACCGAUUCAUUGACGAUUCAUCGACAUCUCGGUACCGCGACCGGAAAGCGAAUCGACCAGGAUCGAUACCGAUCGAGACAUAUCAUCACCAGUUGGCAACGAUGACCGUGAUUAUGGAGGAAACAAACACGUUUGUUACGUGGCCGUCCCGUCUGAAGAUUGGAGCAAAGUCGAAGAAAGAUCCGCAUAUAAAGGUCGCAGGUCGACCCGAUGACGUGCGAGCUGCAAAGGAAAAAAUAAUGGAAAUUUUGGAUACGAGGCAAAGCAACAGGGUAACCAUGAAGCUGGACGUUAGCUACACGGAUCAUUCGCACAUCAUUGGGAAAGGUGGGCUAACGAUUAAACGGGUGAUGGAGGAGACUGGAUGCCAUAUCCAUUUUCCGGAUAGCAAUCGGAGCAAUCAUCAGGAGAAAAGCAAUCAGGUGUCCAUCGCGGGAGAGAUGGAGGGUGUCGAGCGUGCCCGUGCUCGUGUCAGGAAUCUUACACCCCUGAUCUUUUCGUUCGAAUUGCCGAUAAUGAGCUCGACGCAAGCCUUGCCGGAUUCCACGACACCGUAUCUGGUCAAAAUUCAAGAGAAAUAUAACGUACAAGUGAUGUUCCGGACGAGACCAAAAUUGCACGCCACCCUGGUCGUGGUGAAGGGCUGCGAAUGGGAGGUAUCUCAAGUGAAAGAGGCCACCGUGCUUCUGAUCCACUACAUGUGCCAAAACUUAGCUAGUCAAAUACAAGUACAAAUAUCGAUGGAGAUUUCGCCUCAACAUCACAGCAUCGUGUUGGGGAAGCAGAGCAGCAAUUUGAAGAUGAUAAUGCAACGCACGGGCACCCAGAUAAUGUUCCCAGACGCUGGUGAUCCAAAUAUACCCAGCUUAAAGAAAAGCAACGUUACGAUCACAGGUGGCAUUCACAACGUUUACUUGGCCCGGCAACAGUUAGUGGGAUCCCUGCCUCUGGUCCUCAUGUUCGAUCUUCCCGAGGACUCGAUGUCCUCGGUCGACACCGACAAUAUAUCCCAACUGAUGCAAUCCUUGGACGUGUUCAUAAACGUGAGGCACAAGCCGAAACAGAACACGCUCUCCGUGAUCAUAAAGGGGAUCGAGCGUAACGCAAGUAAUAUCUACGAAGCGAGGAAACAGCUGUUGGGCCUGGACGAGCCCCGGGUCUAUGCAGAGAUACCGGCUACUUAUUACAUACCGAACGUUGGAAAUAUUUUUCAAGGAAAUGGUUCGAGCAACGGUUCCAGUCCCCCGAGCAGUUUGGUCAGCAGCCUCUCGGACAAUUUGUCGAGCAUACUGACGAUAAACACGCAGACGUCUCCUUACUGCAUGUCACCUAUUUCUCACUCGCCAAGUCCUCUGGGCUUGUCGCCUCAUUGGGGUUUACCGCCGAUACCGUCCAUGUUUUCACCAUUGCCACUCCACCACACUUACACGUAUCAGCAGCACCUUAAUCACUUGCUGACAACGCAGCACGUGAUGCAUAACAACGCAAUACCUCCUCAUACCCAUGCACAACAGAAUCACGGUUUUUCCGGUAUCGCACAACUUCACUCGAACGUGCCUCCCGGCUUUCACAGUAUUCACGGAUUGAACGGUAAUUCGUUGACAGACAGCAAGGAAGGUAGCGCAUACUCGUCGCUGAGCAGCAUGUCCAGCUCUCUAUCUAGUCCAGCCAUCAGUCCUCGUAACAUAUCUCCGGUUAACCCAACGGAGAAUAAUCCUAAUAUAGAUUUGUCCAGCAUGCUGUCCGAUCUCACGGUGUCGGAUCGUCGCGCGCCGGGUUGCGAGAAGAAAUCGCUGGAAAUGGCGGUGCAACAAAAUCUUGUUCCCUUCGAUUACGAGCAGAAAAAGCUGCUGGCUACGAAAGCGAUACAAACGAAGCCGGCCACCAACGAUUAUCGCGUUCCUACUUCCGCCUGGUCUGGCUACGGCCUCAGUCAAACCAUUCCCCCCAUGAGCGCGACCGACUUGAACAAGGAAUUGACCACGACAUCUCAUCCGUCCGAUUUGUGGAAGGAGCCGACUGCGUCGGUGUUCAGCAGGGACAUCGACUUUGGAAUCGGUUCCGGCAAAGAUCGUGUUGGCCAGAUCGGGAUAAAUUCCAACUACUUGGAGCACACGCCCAGCGCUCACCUCAAGAAUAUCACGUCCAAUCGGUACGACGACUUGACCAGCAUGCUGACUUCCGUUGGAUUGGAAAAGUACAUUCGCCUGUUCACGUCUCACGAGGUGGACAUGGCUACCUUUCCCUCGCUGACGGAAAAAGAUCUCUGCGAAAUUGGGAUAACUGCUUGGGGCGCGAGGCGUAAAAUAAUGCUGCUAAUCGCUGAAAUGAACAAGCGAACGAGCCCAUUCUGCGGCAGCGCUGCACCUGGCGCGGAGCGUAAAACGACCACAUCCACGACCUCCUCGUCAAUGGAGAAGUGUAAUCUGGACACCAAAUGGUAGCGAAGACGAAGGAUUGUUACGAGUCUCGCGAGAUUCGUGUGGACGAAAUCGGACAGGGCCGCGUUGUACUUAAA